UACCUGGACAACAAGCAAAAAAGAACUAGCACAUGGCUCCACGUGUUGACAGAGGCUUCCUGUGUGUUGUUCUGUGUGUUUCCAGUCUGUCAGGCUGUCUGAUCUCAGAGAAAGGCUGUUCUUCUCUGGUCUCAGCUCUGAGCUCCAACCCCUCCCAUCUGAGAGAGCUGGACCUGAGCUACAAUCAUCCAGGAGACUCAGGAGUGAAGCUGCUGUCAGCGGGAUUGAAGGAUCCUCUCUGGAGACUGGACACUCUCAGGGUGGAGCCUGCUGGAGUCAGAUGGUUGACACCAGGUCUGAGGAAGUAUUCCUGUGAACUCACAGUCGACACCAACACGGUGGACAGGAGACUCAAACUGUCUGACAACAACAGGACGGUGACCCUGGUGGAGGAGGAUCAGCCAUAUCCUGGUCAUCCAGAGAGGUUUGAGUCCUGGUCUCAGCUGCUGUGUAGAGAUGGUCUGACUGGUCCCUGUUACUGGGAGGUCCAGACCAGAGGACGGGUUCUUUAUCAGUGAGUUACAGAGGAAUCAGGAGGAGAGGAGACAGUGUUGACUCUGUGUUUGGAUGUAAUGAUCAGUCCUGAGUCUGAUCUGCUCUGAUGGUGGUGGUUACUAUGUCCGUCACAA
Etheostoma spectabile (orangethroat darter) is the source of this 629-nucleotide messenger RNA. Its product is annotated as NACHT, LRR and PYD domains-containing protein 12-like. The coding region runs from base 33 to 518 and encodes 161 amino acids. The transcript has 3 exons. NCBI's taxonomy places the organism in Eukaryota, Metazoa, Chordata, Actinopteri, Perciformes, Percidae. The record is from RefSeq and is a predicted model, not a curated record.